UGUUAAUGCGUCAUCAGUCUGCGUGUAACUAAAGAAAAGAGCAAAUACCGUGCAGUAUCUGCUAAAUUAUCAAAGAAUUAGGGAUUUAAGUAAAGCAGCAGUAUGUGUGAAGGGCCCUCAGCAAUCUCUGGUCCCAUUCCUCCAGACCCCACACUGUUUCCUGAAUAUUACAAACGCCCGUUCUCUGCUCGUGGUCGGCUGGAGGGAAACGCUCAGAAUGGCUCGUCUCCUCUUCUGAAGGGUCCUUUAGCACCAGAUCCUGGGUGUUACAGCGCCCACUCUACCCCUCGACCCCGCAUCGGUGCCAAUGCUGCUCACAUCCUGGAGAGAGGACAGAGAGGGGUUGUGGGAGACCUGCUGAAGCUGGAGGGAGUGGCGCUGAACCCCAGUCCAGCCAAACCUAAACCUGCCAUACGGGAUUUUGGUAAAGAAAAUGUGCGCAAGCUACGUGAAAUCCAAAAGCGUUUUCGAGAGCUGGAGGCGCAGAGAGAACAUGCCAAACCUAUGCCAGUUAAAGCACUCUGGAUCUCUCCAAAAUACCAGGAUGUUCCCUCCAGGGUAAUGGCCCAGUUACAGGAGACAAGCCCUCCUAAGAAGCUCGAAUGUCAGAACUUCCUAAAGGCUCAUUCUGUGUGUGGCGCUGGCAGUCGACUGCCGCUCCGCCGCUCAGAGAGUGGACCAUCACCAGCAGCAGGAGACUCAGAUUCUGAGAUGCACGUGAGAGGACACACGGUGGACUUUGUGAGUCAUAACGCUCGUGCCGCGGGGAAGACGAACCUGAGGAGAUCUCAGUCCUUACAGAACCUCAGAGAAAAACCGCCACCCAGCGCUGUGAAGGGCAAAGUACCACAAUAUCUGGAGCAGAGGAAGUUGCAGUGGAAGAAAGAGGAGGAGGAGAAAAGGAGAAACACUCCUGAUCCGUCUGUUCCUGCUGGACACACGCAGAUGUCUGAAAGAGAGAGACAGGAGACCCUGCAAUCCCUCAAAGAAACUCACAGGUCUCUGGUCAGUGAGCUCCUAUCUCUCCCAGUGAAAGCCGACACAAUGAGCGUCCGCUCUCGACGCACUCAACUCGAUCAGCGUCUCUCAGAGGUCGAGGAGGCCAUCAAAAUAUUCUCACGGGAGAAAGUCUAUGUGAAAGUCGACUCUUAAACACCAUAUUCAUAUCAGGCUGUUUCUUCUGUGUUUAUAUAUUUAUUAGUUAGCAGCAGUUGCUUUUCAUUUCCAGAGUUCGCUGCAUUUAAGCGCUUAGAUAUGUGUCUAAAUAUGACACAUAUUAGUAGCAGAAUUUGUUGUUUUUUGCUAAUCAUAUUGUGUAUUCAUGCUUUGGUUAGAUAAUUAUGAGAAAAAACAGCCAUAAUCAUCAGAUUAAAAAGUCAUAAUUAUAAAGUCAAAAUUAUAUGAAAAACAUCAAAACGAUGACAUGAAAAUAGACAUUUUAUCAAAUGUUAAUCUCAUAAUUAUGACUUAGUGUGUAAUAAUUUUGAUUUUAUCUCAUAAUUAUCUCAAAAUUGACUUUUAUCUCACAUUUAUGACUUAAUAUGUGACAGCUUUGACUUCAUCUCAUCAUUAUGACUUUUUAU
Messenger RNA from Labeo rohita (rohu), 1583 nucleotides. RefSeq names its product enkurin domain containing 1 (gene enkd1). Gene Ontology annotation, cellular component: cytoplasmic microtubule. Bases 103 to 1152 code for a protein of 349 amino acids. The transcript is spliced from 8 exons. The record is from RefSeq and is a predicted model, not a curated record. Lineage: Eukaryota; Metazoa; Chordata; Actinopteri; Cypriniformes; Cyprinidae.